This is a messenger RNA of Diospyros lotus (date-plum), 1782 nucleotides long. Its product is annotated as carbon catabolite repressor protein 4 homolog 5. Bases 81 to 1469 code for a protein of 462 amino acids. Gene Ontology annotation, molecular function: 3'-5'-RNA exonuclease activity. The record is from RefSeq and is a predicted model, not a curated record. The transcript has 15 exons. Lineage: Eukaryota; Viridiplantae; Streptophyta; Magnoliopsida; Ericales; Ebenaceae.
AUAAAAUUAUAAGGAGGGUAAGCCAAACACCCCCUCAUUCGUUCUUCCCUCCCCGCAGAAGCCUUGAAUUCACCGGCGACAUGAGAUUCGGUGGAGGUGGAUCUCAGCCGGCCGAGAUGUCGGCGAGAAAGCGAAGAAAAUUCCGAGAGGUGCAGGAAUAUAACGUUCAUUAUUACUCGAAGAAGCGACGGUUAGUAGCAGAAACGGAAACCCUAACCCUAGCUUCAAGGUCCCAAACGUUUGAUUCUCUGCCCGGCACAAGCUUCUCCAAACCGUCUCACUCUUCGUCCAGAACUCGCCGCAAGCAUAAGAAACACCACGGAAGAAAAUUUUCCACCAAGGACGGUAUCCGCAAGUGGAUCUAUUCUUCUGGAGACCUUUCCAGUUAUGAAGAUAAGGUUAUUCUGGUGUCGUAUAAUAUACUUGGUGUUGAAAAUGCAUCAAAGCAUCCAGACUUGUACUCUAAUGUCUCGCCCAAGUUUUUGGACUGGAACCUACGGAAAAAGCUUUUGUACAAGGAGAUUAGCCAAUACUGUGCAGGCAUUGUGUGUUUGCAGGAGGUUGACCGUUUCAAUGAUUUAGAUAAUCUCCUACAAAAAGAUGGCUUCAAAGGUGUUUACCAGGCUCGAACUGGGGAUGCAUGUGACGGGUGUGCUAUUUUUUGGAAAAAAGAGCUAUUUACCCUUUUGCAUCAAGAGAACAUAGAGUUCCAAAGGUUUGAUCUUCGAAAUAAUGUUGCUCAGUUCUGUGUUUUAGAGAUGAACCUAAAGCAGUCAAAUCCCAAUCUGGAUACUCAAACAUCCCAGGUCUCUUUAUCGCGAAGGUUAUUGGUUGGAAAUAUUCACGUGCUCUUCAACCCAAAUCGCGGGGAUAUAAAGCUGGGCCAGAUUAGACUUUUUCUUGAGAAGGCCCACAGAUUAUCACAAGAAUGGGGAAACAUUCCUGUCGUACUUGCUGGUGACCUUAAUAGCAUUCCACAGAGUGCGCUAUACCAGUUUAUUGCUUCAUCUGAGUUGGACCUUCAAGAACUUGAUCGAAGAAAAAUGUCUUGCCAAAUUUGCCCUGUAGAGCAUCAAGGGCUCCAAUUUCAGAAUAGCUUUCAGCGUUCAGUGUCCAGCCCACGAAGGUACAGACGGAAUCAUGAGGAGCUAAGGCUUGCAACUGGAGCUGGAGGGGGAACUUGUCUUAGACACAAUUUAAAACUCUCCAGUGCAUACCUCGGAGUUAAUGGUGGCUGUGGAACUAGAGACAACCAUGGGGAACCAUUGGCAACAACUUACCACUCCAAGUUCAUGGGAACUGUUGAUUACAUAUGGCAUACUUCAGAGCUUGUACCCGUGAAAGUUCUUGAUACCUUACCAAUUGAAGUUCUAAGGAAAACUGGUGGACUCCCAAGCAAGGAGUGGGGCAGUGAUCAUCUAGCUCUUGUGUGUGAGCUGUCUUUUUCUGAUGAUUGCAAUGCAACGUGACUUCUGCUGUCAAUCCCGGGCCUACUUCUAUCAAUUGGCACCAAAUUAAAUCAAAAGGCUUUGUAAUUAUUACCAGAGGAGCAUUACUCGUGCCUUUCUUGACCCUUGCCGGUGAGCAUCCAGUUUCUAAAGGUUGUGUGAUUUUAUUUAAUUGAUUUUGUUGUCCUUUUUAGUUUUUAUUUUUAAAUAAAAAAUAGUAUGUCGUAUUCUGUAUCCGUUUUCAGAAUAUCGAAAUGUUUUUAACUUGACAAAGCAAAAUAUCAAUGUGGAAAAUUGUUGUGGGAUGCUCUUUGUGAUGCAACCCUUUUAAUGA